AAAAUGUUCAAAAAAAAAUCCCACGUCCGCAACCACCUCCUGACCCACACCGGCGAGCGCCCCUUCCACUGCAAGGAGUGCGGCAAGAGCUUUAACUCCCAGGCCAACCUCCUCCGGCACCGCCUGACCCACACCGGCGAGCGGCCCUACGAGUGCGAGGUCUGCCACAAGCGCUUCACCCAGUCCUCCACCCUCCGGCAACACCUUUUCGUCCACAGCCGCCGCUACCCCUAC
This is a messenger RNA of Aptenodytes forsteri (emperor penguin), 234 nucleotides long. RefSeq names its product zinc finger protein 574-like. The annotation marks the transcript as partial. The transcript has a single exon. The record is from RefSeq and is a predicted model, not a curated record. Gene Ontology annotation, cellular component: nucleus. Gene Ontology annotation, molecular function: RNA polymerase II cis-regulatory region sequence-specific DNA binding; DNA-binding transcription factor activity, RNA polymerase II-specific. Gene Ontology annotation, biological process: regulation of transcription by RNA polymerase II. NCBI's taxonomy places the organism in Eukaryota, Metazoa, Chordata, Aves, Sphenisciformes, Spheniscidae.